Molecule: messenger RNA, 798 nt
Organism: Physella acuta
Lineage: Eukaryota; Metazoa; Mollusca; Gastropoda; Physidae
Product: adhesion G protein-coupled receptor E3-like
Biological process (GO): G protein-coupled receptor signaling pathway
Cellular component (GO): membrane
Molecular function (GO): G protein-coupled receptor activity
Source: RefSeq, a predicted model, not a curated record
AUGUUGGCGCUUGACGGAGACGACGUGCUCAACGUCUGCCGUCAACUGCUGGACACAAAGCUCACUCUAGUGGACAGCUUGACCAGUUCCAAAAGGUCUGGACAACGUUAUGGCUGGACAGUUGAGUAUAUCCUGACUCUGGUUGUGAUGUCUGUUUCCAUGACGUGUCUUCUGGCGACUCUACUGACCUACAGUCUGUUUCCUGUGCUACGGAGCAGAGCAGGCAAGAGAAAUAUGUUUCUGUCUGGGAGUCUUCUGCUGGCACACGCUUCAUUGUUGGCUACGUCACAUAUAUCCGGCCCCAGCUGGCUGUGUACAGCUGUUGGUGUCUCCACCCAUUUCCUGUGGCUGUGGAUGUUCACGUGGACGUUCAUCUGUAGCUUCCAGAUGUUCAGGGUCUUCACCGCUAUCAACAUCCCAAACUACACCCUGAACCAACGAGUUUCCAUGGUGGCGCCCCUAAUGCUAGUUGUCGUCUGCAACUUGGUAUUUUUCACCAUCACGGUGGUGAAGAUACACAGCGUAGCUCUGCUCCAGUCUAACGACAGACGUGAGGACCGCAAGAACCUGUUUGUCUACGCCAAGUUGUCCUCCAUGACAGGAGCCUUUUGGGUGCUGGGGGUCAUCGAUGGGGCAGUGGACGUCAGUGCUUUGAGGUAUGUCUCCAUUGUGCUAAAUGGCUUGCAGGGCGUCUUCAUCUUCAUAUCGUAUGUCUGCAGUAGAAAGGUUUACAAACUCUACUCGAGCUUCACAAGUCAGGAACCUCAGUCUACCGCACCGCCUACGGAAUCUCAGUAG